Molecule: messenger RNA, 768 nt
Organism: Dermacentor andersoni
Lineage: Eukaryota; Metazoa; Arthropoda; Arachnida; Ixodida; Ixodidae
Product: ubiquitin-conjugating enzyme E2 Z-like
Biological process (GO): negative regulation of apoptotic process
Cellular component (GO): nucleus
Molecular function (GO): cysteine-type endopeptidase inhibitor activity
Source: RefSeq, a predicted model, not a curated record
AUGGCGAGCCAACAGGGAGCCCCCGGACCGUCCAGAGACGAACCCGCGCAGUUCAAGCGCGAAGACCUGCCGUCCGCUUUUCUCCUUCGUGUCAAGCAGGAUAUCGCGGAGCUCAAGGCCGACCCGCCGCCUGGUGUGUUCAUCGCCCCUAGUGAGAGCGACAUAACCCGAAUCGAUGCGAUCGUCGUGGGUCCCGCGGACACGCCCUACGAAGGCGGCUUCUUCCGCUUCCGCAUAAAGUGCCCGUCCGACUAUCCGAUGAAGCCGCCCGAUGUGCAAUUCUUGACCACAGACGCCGGACGCGUUCAGUUGCACGAACACCUCUACAAGGACGGUCAUGUCUGCCUCAGCAUCAUAGGCACCUGGACUGGGCCGCAGUGGAGUCCGGCGCUGUCCCUGAGCAGCCUGCUCGUCUCCUUGCAGUCGAUGCUCUCGGAACUGGACAAAUUUGGCCGCAUUACCCCGCACGAGUACGGUGGCACCUACCGGCACAAUACCGUCAGAAUCGCAGUCUGCCAUCCGGUUGAAGAUUGCCUCCGAGACGAUUGGACCUACCCGCCUGCCUUGAGGGACGCCGUGCUGAAGACAUUCGCGGAGUCCUGCGCCAGGUUUGAAGACACGCUCAAGGCCGGGCAGCAUCUGUACGGAACCCGGUAUAGUCCUCCAGGGGGAUGCAAGGAGUGCGGGCUCCUUCUGCUGAGGAUCCAGGACCUCAAGUUAAAGGUGAAGGACGCAGUUCAAGCGGUGGCUGUGAACGUUCACGAGUAG